This is a messenger RNA of Argentina anserina (silverweed cinquefoil), 1586 nucleotides long. RefSeq lists its product as uncharacterized. The transcript has a single exon. Lineage: Eukaryota; Viridiplantae; Streptophyta; Magnoliopsida; Rosales; Rosaceae. The coding region runs from base 148 to 1443 and encodes 431 amino acids. The record is from RefSeq and is a predicted model, not a curated record.
ACUCCCCCAAACCCUAAGGCGCCAACUCACCAAACCCCUCCCUCCCUCCCUCUCUCUCAGGUCUCCUCCCCCACACCGCAUUUUCCGGCAAUGUGAUUCCGGCCGUUACGCAAAUCCACAUUGUCGUUUUUCCCCAACCUCUUCCGCAUGGCAUCGGCUUGCGUCAACAACAUUGGCACGUCGGCGGAGAAAUUCUCCCCGGCGACCACCUACCCCUCCUACGGCUGGCUCAGUCCUCGAGUCUCCUUCAGCUGCGAUAACAACGGUGAUAACGGCCGGGUCAAUGGAACUAAGUCCUCGCCCGUACCUUCGCCCUCGUCGCCGCCGAAGAAUCAGUCGGAAGCUCCAGAUCCGGAGCUUUCCGGCGGAGAGUUCGAGUUCCGGCUUGAAGAUCCGAUCGCAAUGCUUCCUGCCGAUGAGCUUUUUUCCGGCGGGAAACUCAUGCCGCUCCACAUCUCAUCCGUCAAGCCUCCCGUCAGCAACGAGGUUUCUUCUAUUUCCGAGAUCAGGUCUCCGGAGACGGCGAAGUUCCGCCGAAGACAGGAGAUUUCCGUUACCGAUCCCUAUUCGUUCUCCCCCAAAGCCCCCAGGUGCUCCAGCCGGUGGAGAGAGCUCUUGGGACUGAAGAAGCUCUACCAGAAUUCCAAUAACGGUAACGGCGUGAAAGCCGAGGCUGCUCAGAAAACGACGUCGUCGAGUUCUAGCUCGGCAAACGCGCCUAAAUCACUGAAGCACUUCCUGCACAGAAGCUCAAAGUCGCUGUCGUCUUCCGUCGACGCCUCACUGAGCUUGCCGCUCCUCAGAGACCCCGACUGCGAGUCCGUCUCCAUCUCCUCCCGCCUCUCGCUGUCGUCAUCGUCCUCGGGCCACGAGCACGACGAACUGCCGCGGCUCUCUCUCGAUUCGGACAAACCGAACCCGAAUCUGAAUCCGAACGCGGUGUUCUCCGUCCACUGCAAGCCUUCCCGGGCCAAGACCGCCGUCAAGAUUCGCGAAAUCAAGCAGAGAGCGGCGGCAGAUCAGGCAGCGAGGGCGGAAAGGAGCCAGAUGCGGAGGCCGGCAGCGGCGGAAUCCGCCACCACCGCCGUCAGCAGAGGCGUCUCGGUGGACAGCCCGAGAAUGAACUCGUCUGGGAAAAUAGUGUUCCAGAGCCUGGAGCGGAGCUCGAGCAGUCCGAGUAGCUUCAACGGUGGGCCCCGACUGAAGCACAGGGGUAUGGAGCGGUCGUACUCAGCCAACGUCAGAGUGACUCCGGUUCUCAACGUCCCGGUCUGCUCGCUCCGGGGGUCCUCCAAAUCCGGGUUCGGGCUCGGGCAGCUAUUCUCCUCUCCGCAAAAACGUGACUCGAACGGCGUCGUUUCCGGGAAGGGCGGCGGGCAGCACAGCCAUUACGUGCAACAGAGUCAGAGUCACAUCAACAAGUACCGGGCCGACCGUAACUGAAGCCCCGUAACCAAAAAAAAAAGUUUCUAACAUUGAACGACGUCGUUUUUUUCGGCUUCUUUUUCCAUUGUUCUCGUUUAGCUUGAAUUCGUUUUUUUGGUGUAAUGUAAAUAUGCGGCAAGAUUCUGAUAAUGUAGUUAUAU